Symbiodinium sp. CCMP2456 is the source of this 4074-nucleotide messenger RNA. NCBI's taxonomy places the organism in Eukaryota, Dinophyceae, Suessiales, Symbiodiniaceae. The record is from the annotation of a GenBank genome assembly.
AUGUGCUCUACGAGGGCUGCAAAGUUUGUGUUUGGAGGGAACAGGUCCAGGCGGAAGUUGACGGCCGCUGAGAUUUGUGAAGUCAGCUUUGACAAGCGGCACAACCGGUACGCGCUUGCAGAUCAGUAUCAGUGCAGCCCACAAACAAUCCGGCGGUGUUUCGUUACAGCCUCACAGGCACUCUUGGAAGCCCAGCUGCAUUUGUUGAAAGACCUCCGGAGCUUUGUGUUGACUCACAAACCAGACGUGGCGGCAGCGUGUCUUAUGUGGGAUGAAACCGGCCAAACCCUAGCUCUUGAUGCAAUUGACAGAACCAGCCGUUGCCAGCAGCGCUCAACCUGGAAUGUGUUGGUGGGGCGUCUGCAUUUCACGAUUGGGUAUCUCAAGGGUCCUGGCGUUAAAUUAUACCGGGAGGUGGUUUUUCCGCCUCUCCCCCUCAGCACAAACAGCGCAGAAUCGAUCUUCAACGGUUUGUUCCAGCACCCACUUUCGAAACCUUUGAUCGAGCUGACGCAAGAGAUACUUGCAGCAAGCCGACGUUCAAUUACCGCCUUCGAGACUGAUGGGCACUUGGCCAACGAGAAGUUGUUUUUCCAUUUUCACAACGAAAGCAAGCAAGAACAUGAGCAGAAGAAACGCCAGAUCGAUGAGGCGGCUGCUGAUGGUCAGUUCAGCUGGACAGAUUCAAUGCCCCGGCUGAGCGAGCAGGCAUUGUGCCAAAAUCACCAGGUCAAUUUGGUGUUCAACGAUGCAAUCCGUGCUGCGCCGCGGACAGAGUCAACGGGAGGGGACUUGAUUCCCAACUUAUACGCAGGGACCCUUUUCCUCCGCAUGGGGGGUCACUUCUUGCGCCUCAUUGCCUCCCUUCGAGUCCACAUUGAUAACCCGGGCUUCUUCCAGUGGCGCCAAAAUCCGAGCCAGGCAGACUUGGAUCGUGGCCGAUCUUUUCGGAACGAGGUGAGUGCGUAUCUGAAAGCCAAUCUGAGGCACCACGACCGGCAGAUGACAGCAGUUCCACGAGCCCACGACUGGGUAAAGCUCGAGAAAGAGAUAUCUCAUUGUUUCGACAACGUCUUGAACGGCUGCGGUUGGGAUCAUGGGGUCCUGGUUCAUCAAUGCGUCAAUUCCUGCUGCAAGACACGUCGAGAGGCGCAGGACAAGGUCCUGCUUGCAGCCACACAAAUCCUUUUUCGGGUGGUGCCUUGCCUUCCACUCACCUCCGACUGGACGAAGAUAGGGCCUUGUCUCGAUGCCUACAUCAGCAUGGACUUUCACGGACUCUUAGGAUUCCUCCUCCAACAAUCCGGGUGGGCCCACAAACUGCCACAGCGAGCCGAGGACGAGGAAGCGGAUGCGAAGGUGGAUUGGCGGGCACUUGCAGGACGUCGCUUCCACAGAUUCUGUAAAGUCAUGAGUUCGCACGAAGAACGCUUCGAAAGGGUGCUACUCGCCAUAGCGGUUGAACCUUUGCGUCACUUGCACUCAACUUUCCUUGCUUUCGCACACUCAGCAAUCAAUGAGGAGGCUUGGCCCCUGCUUUUGCGAGAGCUCUGGGCUCCUUCAUCGAAGUACAUCUCAGUCAUGCAGUAUUAUUCCGCAUUGUUAGCCGGCCAGGGCUCGCGGUUGCUUUUGCUUGCGGGACUCAGUGGGCAUGAAACAGUUGAAUCUUGGAUUCUGGCAUGCCCCGGUGAGGCGUCCUCUGCAAGGAGCCGGUUGCUCAUGAUCGCAGCUUCCCUUCACCGCAGGUAUGAGACGACUGUGGACCGCUACCCUUGGCGGUUGUACAGCCUCGCGGACCCAAGGUGCUGCGCUGAUCAUGAGCGCAUUUGCGCAGAGUUCUUCAAGAAACCUGCGUGCUGCCACUCGCCCGGGGUUGCACGUGAGAUUCGUGAAGCCCUCACAGCAGAGACCUUUCAAUCAGACUUGCCUUCCGUGCGGUGGCUCUUCCUUUUGCAUGCCAUGAUUAUAAAGUUCACAGUUGCCUCGGUGGAGAGAAGGCAUGCGACCCACAAAUCGAUUGCCGACCCCGGUAGCCCGUGGUAUUGCUUUGCUGCUGAGUCAGUUCUUGCCGAGGCUCGGCAUCAAGCGCAAGCAGUUGAACGCAUGGAGCAUGAGCGUGAGUUGCGAAAGGUCCAGAGCGCUCUGGAUGCUGGCCAAACCAAACGCAUCAAGAUCAAGAGAGAUCAGAAGGAAAAGCGGCCAAAGGCCAAGAGUCCUCUUGAAAUCUUCAGGGCUGACUGGCUGCGUGCUGAGAAGGAGCGUGGUAGAAUCUGGAACCCUGGCUCACGUGAAUGCUGGCAGAGCUGCCGCCAGGCCUUUGAAAGCCUCGUCCCAGAUCAGGUGUCCCAACUGCAGCUUCGAGCCCAGGCCUCCAAGGUGCUGGCAAGCGUUGCAAGGAAAAAGAAGCCACGUGCUGCGCGUGCUGGUGGCUCGCUUCCGGUCAGAGCUGGAGCUGAUGCAUCUAGCCAUGUGCAACCGCUGCCCAAUUGCAAUGUUGAUUCUGUUGACCCUGCCAGCUCUGCAGCAGACCCGCUCGCUUCGUUGAUGCAAGAGGCAACGGACGGAGCACUUGCUUUGGCCCCAGUGCGGGCUGGCUGUUUCCCAGGCCCUCCGGUGCCCAAACAUCUGGGUUGCAACAGUCUCCAGGAAUCAGUGGUGCAACAAGCUUCAAGAAGCGGCCUAGACGCUGCAGAGAAGUUUCCCAUCUCACAGAGCAUGAUCAAGAGCCGCAUGAGCGCAUCAGACUUCAACUUGAAGAGAGACGUGGCAGACUUUGCCAGGAGAUCGAGCCAUAUUGCAUCGGGGCCUUCUGUCCCACACAAGGUUUUGUAUCCAGGUUCCUGUGGUGCACUUUGUCGCACGCACAGCACAACGCGCGCAAUCGGCUUUCAUGCGAAGUUGGUGUCCCUGUUGCACGGCAUUGUGAAGGAGUGUAGUCCCACCGUGAGGCGUGUUCCGGAUGCUGGCGUAGUGCUGGUCGUGCAGAGCUACCUUGAACCGCCUCAGCCGGAAGCAGAGGAAGCCGCCGCUGAUGGCGUGUUUUUCUUCGCAGUGGCUUGCUCUGCAGGCAGACAGGCCAGAGUUGUUGCAGCUGCAGACUGCGUGGGCCAGACAGUGGAGCACAAGAUGUGUUGCUGCACCGAAGAUGAGUUGGCGGCCCGGGUUUGUUUUGCAGAAGGAACACCUGUCGAAUUCGUGCGGAUCUGUCGGCUGGAGUGGGUUUUUGCUGGGGCUCGAUUGGAUGCCUAUGAAAUCAGGGGUGUGCAAGCUACAUAUGAAGCAGUGGCCCAGCCAGAAGCACCACAGAGACGGCAGCAAAGGCAGCCGGUUCAGCACGAAGACGAAGUUGCACAAUUUGACAUGCUUGAGGACCUCCUGCAGGAGCACAAGCCUGCCAGGCGCAAGCAAGAGCGCAGACAAGCUGUUGCACCUGUAGCUGCAGUGGAAGAGUUCGAUCCGCUUGAGCUUGAUCGUUUGCAUGUGACGGAUGCAGAUGCCUGUCCGCGCCGUGAAGAACUUGAGGAUAUGGAAGAGGAUGCGAGGCUGUUUUUGCAAGGCCUGCAAGGUCCGGAUGAUGAUUGUGAUGAGGCUGAGGUGCCUGAAGCUGCUGUUCCUGAAGUUGAUGCAGUGAUGCCAACUGGUGCCGGGGGACAAAUAGGUGUGGGUCCGAGUGUGGGUGAUGUGCAUCCACAGCCGCCCCCAGCUGUUCCUCAGACAGUCAGUCUUGAGAGUCUUCCGAUUUUUGACAAUGGUUGCUGGCACUAUGUGCGUAGAAGUGAUGGUAGCUCUGUUGGCCGGCUGCACCACAUUGCAUCAGCUCAAGGAGCGUCCUUGAAGGCCACGUGCAAGCUGCACAAAGGCUGUCAUUGCAUGAUCAGUUUGCCUCAGCUUGGGUCCGAACGGCUGGCGAGUGUGAGUCAGAGACUGGGCAGGCCGCCACAGUUGGAAGACGUAGAGAUGGAUUUGGUUCAGUGGCUUUCGAAUGGCCUGAGCAUGACCGCGACGCAGCAUGAUGAUGAUGGCCGUGAGAUGAGAGCCACUAAGUGGCAUGUGAAAGUUCGUGCCAAACGUUGA